AUGGGUUCUGUCUUUGGAACCACACCACCACACGAUGUCACCUUUAGUCGGUCUGACAUUCUCGUUUCAGACGAUGUAGUUGAGCGUUUACGACACCAGCAUUCAGACGAGGUCUCUCCUAAAACCACUGCUCCUACUCCCACCCGUUCUUCUCCCCCACCGCAAGUGCAUACCAAAGAAGAGUUACCCUCCGAAGCGUCAGUCAACACUGUCGCAGUUGCUUCUCAGUAUCUCACUCAUUCGCGUGACGAGGCCGAACGCAAGUACGAAGCUCUUCUCAGGAAAUUUGAGGAGCGGAAUGACAAAUAUCUUAAGACUGCAGAGGAGGAGUAUACUAGAGUUGUUGAUCGUCUUUCUGCCAAAUAUUUAAAACACACUCCUGUGGCGUGUUGUGUGGAUGCGCAGAAGCAGGUGGUGGACUGCUACAAGAGUAAUGGACAACGCUCAUUAAACUGUUCCAAAGAGGUCGAGUCAUUCGUCCGUUGUGUUGCCGCGUUUCGCAGUGCACGAAUGGGUCAUCCCGACGCGGAGGUUUUGUGA
This is a messenger RNA of Echinococcus granulosus, 540 nucleotides long. Its product is annotated as Coiled-coil-helix-coiled-coil-helix domain-containing protein 3. The transcript is spliced from 6 exons. NCBI's taxonomy places the organism in Eukaryota, Metazoa, Platyhelminthes, Cestoda, Cyclophyllidea, Taeniidae. Gene Ontology annotation, biological process: inner mitochondrial membrane organization. The coding region runs from base 1 to 540 and encodes 179 amino acids. The record is from RefSeq and is a predicted model, not a curated record. Gene Ontology annotation, cellular component: MICOS complex.